This is a messenger RNA of Apus apus (common swift), 1710 nucleotides long. RefSeq names its product TNF alpha induced protein 8 like 1 (gene TNFAIP8L1). NCBI's taxonomy places the organism in Eukaryota, Metazoa, Chordata, Aves, Apodiformes, Apodidae. The transcript is spliced from 2 exons. Gene Ontology annotation, cellular component: cytoplasm. Gene Ontology annotation, biological process: negative regulation of TOR signaling; regulation of apoptotic process. The coding region runs from base 229 to 789 and encodes 186 amino acids. The record is from RefSeq and is a predicted model, not a curated record.
GAGCACCGGGCACCGGGAACCCGGCACCGGACACCGGGCAUCGGGCACCGGGCACCGGGCAUCGGGCACCGGGCACCGGGCAGGGAGAGGCGCCGGGGGAACCGAACCCCAACCCCUCCCCAGCCCCGUUCCGCCCCGCUCCGCCCCGUUCCGCCCCGUCCCGUCCCUCCGCGGGCACCGGAGCAGCCCCGGUCCCGGCGCCGCGCUCCCCCGAGGCAGGCAGCAGAGAUGGACACCUUCAGCACCAAGAACCUGGCCCUGCAGGCCCAGAAGAAGCUGUUGAGCAAGAUGGCUACCAAGAGCAUAGCCAACGUCUUCAUUGACGACACCAGCAGCGAGAUCUUGGACGAGCUGUACCGGGCCACCAAGGAGUACACCCACAACCGCAAGGAGGCCCAGAAGAUCAUCAAAAACCUCAUCAAGAUCGUGAUGAAGCUGGGCGUGCUCUACCGCAACGGGCAGUUCAGCCCCGAGGAGCUGCUGGUGAUGGAGCGGUUCCGCAAGAAGGUGCACACCUUGGCCAUGACAGCCGUCAGCUUCCACCAGAUAGACUUCACCUUCGACCGCAGGGUGAUGUCGGGGGUGCUGACGGAGUGCAGGGACCUGCUGCACCAGGCUGUCAACGGCCACCUGACGGCCAAGUCCCACUCCCGCAUCAACCACGUCUUCAACCACUUUGCGGACUACGAGUUCCUCUCGGCUCUCUACGGGCCGGCCGAGCCCUAUCGCACCCACCUGAAGAGGAUCUGCGAAGGGGUCAACAAGAUGCUGGAGGAGGACAACAUAUGAAGUUGGCCAAGAUGGGCCAGCAGCAGCAGCAGCUGCCAGGCUCUGCCUCCUGUGAGACCGAGGACAGGACCUAUGCCUGUGUUGACCAGCACCAGGCUUGUUGGCCUCUUCUCCUCUGUUGUGCUAACUCGUUUUCUCCUUGUUUCUACAAAAGGUUGAACCUCUUGACUUCUUCUAACCCUUGCCCAGGGUCUGCAAGCCCCACCUGUGCUGGGCUUGAGUCCUUUCCAGGUGAUCCUGGGCUUCUGGGCUCCUGCUGUCCAGCUAGAUUUCCUUUGCCCACCUAAGUGCUCUUAACUCGGAGUCCAAUGAACUGGACUCCUCACCUUGAACUCUAUCAUGUCCCUUCUGGGGGAAAACCAGACCAAAGACUCGUGGUGGUAACACCUCUAAGGUGUCUCUGAGUGGGUGGGUGGUUGCUUGGAUGAAGGGUUGUGAAGACCCUGUUACUGGAGGGUUGUGGAGCCCCAAGUUGUCUUUCAGUAGCUCCAGUACACGGUGGGAGCAAAUCCCAGUCCAGACCUGUGCUGCCCAGGGUAGGAAGGUGCUUCUGCACCUUGCAGGCUUGCGUGGGCUUUGACCUCCUGAAAGACAAGUCCUUGAGAGCAGAAGGAUCCCACCUCACCUGGGUUGUCCCUCGGGGCAGGGAGGGAGCUGGAGGGUCCUACUCUGUCCCUGCAUCCCAGGUACACCCCUUCAUCCAAGACCCAACUUCCCCUCCAUGAUGGUACCACGGUGAUGGCCCCGACACCUUCCUCAGUGGUUGCCCAAAGUUCUCCCCAGCAUUUCAGACAUUUCAUGGGUCCUCCACUGAGUUAGGGUUGUUCUUUUUGUUUUGUUUGGGUUGGUUUGUUUUUUUUUUUAGCAAACUCUGUAGCCCUGAUGAGUUAUUUAAAUAAACUCACCUGUUUGGCCUGGGUG